Molecule: messenger RNA, 1638 nt
Organism: Alosa sapidissima (American shad)
Lineage: Eukaryota; Metazoa; Chordata; Actinopteri; Clupeiformes; Clupeidae
Product: very low-density lipoprotein receptor-like
Exons: 12
Coding region: 62-1084 (340 amino acids)
Cellular component (GO): plasma membrane
Molecular function (GO): protein binding
Source: RefSeq, a predicted model, not a curated record
CUAUGAGGAUUAUAAUGGCAGUGAUGGGUGCAGUGAUACUAAGUAUCAGUGUGGGAAUGGAAUGUGCAUUCCCCAGGGCUUCGUCUGUGAUGGUGAUGACGACUGCAGUGACAGGAGUGACGAGAGGAACUGCACUCCAACUUCACACGACUUUGAGCACGUCUUUGGCUAUGAGGAUUAUAAUGAUUUGUUUGACUUCAUCAAUCAAAUCAGUGAUGGGUGCAGUGAUAAUGAGUAUCAGUGUGGGAAUGGAAGGUGCAUUCCCCAGCGCUUCGUCUGUGAUGGUGAUGACGACUGCCGUGACAGGAGUGACGAGAGGAACUGCAGCAGUGAUGGGUGCAGUGAUACUAAGUAUCAGUGUGGGAAUGGAAUGUGCAUUCCCCAGGGCUUCGUCUGUGAUGGUGAUGACGACUGCAGUGACAGGAGUGACGAGAGGAACUGCACUCCAACUUCACACGACUUUGAGCACGUCUUUGGCUAUGAGGAUUAUAAUGAUUUGUUUGACUUCAUCAAUCAAAUCAGUGAUGGGUGCAGUGAUAAUGAGUAUCAGUGUGGGAAUGGAAGGUGCAUUCCCCAGCGCUUCGUCUGUGAUGGUGAUGACGACUGCCGUGACAGGAGUGACGAGAGGAACUGCACCUUCUCCAAUCCCCACCUCAGGGUGGCCAGAUGGAUGGACAGUGAUGAUAAUGUCAUGGUUGGAUGUGUCCAUGAGUGGCACCAAAGAGGCCAUUUUUUCUUGACCAUUACGGAAGGAACAAAUAUCACCACAUAUGACCCAGACAUGAUCACGGUCAAAGCAAGCUUCUUUAAUAUCAAUGUAACCCCACCUGCUUCCAUCACCUGUGCAUUCAACAUACUUGGACAAACUCUUACGAGUGAAGAGUACACACUUGGUGCACAUUACGGUUCAGAGCCACAAACACCACCAGUGCCUCUCUCCUACCAGAUGUUUGCAGGAUUCACUAGCCUUGUUCUCAUCACCAUGACCAUGGUGGUCAUUGUGUUCACCUUUAGAGGAAAACAGGGAGCAGGACCAGACAAGACCACAGAAUGCAACAUCUAUGAGGAAACCAUCACAGUGUAAUCUUUUAUGGCCAAUUCUGCGCAAAACUGUCACAUUCAUAACGUCAACACAAGUGGUAGUGUUAGUGGUACAAAGGCCUUCUGCAUACAUGCAACAGUAAAAGUGCAGAAGAUUGAGAUUUCUGAGUACUCUUGUGUAAAAUGUAAAGUAAGUAAAAGUAAAAAAGUAUUUUGAUUUAUGUACAAAAAUGUAAAAUAAUGAUCUCAGGCAGGUACUGUAUACUGUGGUGUCCUGUUGAGUCAUAAGGGGAACCCUUUUGAUCAUUAGUGUGUGUAUAGUGUGAAGGGUGAUAAGCUUAGCAAUUUACAGGAACAGAUACUGCUAUUGUCUGGUCCUGCUAUAAUGAUCUCAGGCAGAUACUGUACAUAUAUUGUGGUGUCCUGUUGAGUCAUAAAAGGAACCCUUUUAGUGGGAUCAUUAGUGUGUGUAUAGUGUGAAGAGUGAUAAAAGCUUAGCAAUUUACAUUGCUGUGAUAUCUGUAACUAAAGUUAAAUAGAAUGCUUGUUCCACGAAAUCACGAAAAGGAAAGAAAAUAAAUACUGUUUGGAUUUAAA